CGCCUCUGUUCCUCGAGCGCUGCUGUCGCGAUCGAUCGUCUGCCACAUUGGGAGGGCGGCGCGCGAUCGAUCGGCGUAGAGCGUGAUUCGCUAAGCGCGCGGCCGGUGCGGGUGGGAGGCCGUAUGGGGAGAGCGGCGGGGUGGCUCCAGGUUGCCGCGGCGGCGGGUUGCGCGGUGGCGGCGUGGGCGUUGGCGGCGGCGAUGGUGAAAGAGCGGGUGGCGGCGUGGAAGCAGUGGCUCCGGGCCGUGGAGGUGGUGCGCGAGUUCGAGGAGAGCUUCGAGACGCCCACGGAGCGGCUGCAGCGAGUCGUCAACUCCCUGGCCAUCGAGAUGUUCGCGGGGCUCGCGUCCGAGAACGCCAGCAAGGUGCGGAUGCUGCUCACCUGCGUCGACCGCCUCCCGAAUUGGAAUGAGGAAGGCAUAUAUUACGCCAUCGAUAUUGGAGGAACGAGUUUUAGAGUGUUAAAAGUUCAACUUGGUGCAGGGUAUACAAUAAUUGAUAAGAAAGUUCAACUUCAACCUAUCCCAACUAAAGGUACUAUUGAGGACUUCUUCAAUUUCAUUGCCUCAACGCUAAAGAAUUUUAUUGAAAAGGAAGGCGAUAAGGGAAAGGCACUUGGUUUUACAUUUUCUUUUCCUAUAGAACAAUUUUCCAUAACCUCCGGGUCGUUAAUUCGAUGGACUAAAGAGUUUUCAAUUGAAGAGGCUGUUGGAAAAGAUGUUGCUCAGUGUUUAAAUGAAGCGCUAGUUAGGAACGGAAUGCAUUUGCAAGUCAAUGCACUGAUGAACAAUACCGUGGGGACACUAGCUCUGGGGCAUUAUUAUGAUAAAGAUACAGUAGCUGCGGUGAUUAUUGGAGCUGGCACCAAUGCUUGCUAUAUUGAGAGCAAUGAGGCAAUCACUAAAGGCCAGGGCCUUCUUACUAACUCCGGACGAAUGGUUGUAAAUGUGGAAUGGGGGAGUUUCCGUCCUCCGCAAAUACCAUUAACUCCGUAUGACAUAUGUUUCAAUAAUGAGACACAAAAUUACUAUGAUCAGGGUUUUGAGAAAAUGAUCUCUGGUGUGUAUCUUGGGGAGAUUGCAAGAUUGGUGUUUCACAAAAUGGCUCAAGUGUCAGACGUAUUUGGUACUGCUGUUGAUGGUUUAGCUAUUCCUUUCACCUUAAGCACUCCAUGUCUAGCUGCUAUCCGGGAGGAUGAUUCCGGAGACUUGAGAGAGGUUGGAAGGAGGCUGGAGGAACAUCUCAAGAUAUCCAAUGUCCCCCUAAAGACGCGCAGGCUUGUGCAGAGAGUGUGCGACAUCGUCACCAGAAGAGCUGCACGUCUAGCGGCAGCUGGAAUCGUUGCAUUGCUACAGAAAAUUGGCCGCGAUGGAACGUGUGGUGGCACCACCAGAGUUCGGAGGAUCACGGGCAUGCCAAAGAGAUCGGUCAUCGCAAUCGAGGGCGGCCUCAUCCAGGGAUAUGCAGCCUUCAGAGAGUAUAUGAAUGAAGCCGUAGGCGAGAUCCUUGGGGAGGAGAUUGCGGCCACCGUUGUUCUUAGGAUGGUGGAGGAGGGGUCUGGGAUCGGGGCUGCUCUCGUCGCGGCCGCAUAUUCGUCGAAUCAACACAACUCCAUACAUGUAGGAAUGGUGCAGACUUAACGCCUGUGAAAAUGAAAACAAAAAAGGAGAGUACUCAUUCAUUCAUUGUUAAAAGUUAGUGGUAUUUGCUCAAGCUUGAUUUUCCUCUCUGCUGAGAUCGAAUUGUGCUUGUGCUUCAAUGUGUAUGUACUAAUGAAUUGUCUCAAGAUAAAUGUUUGCAAUGUAAAUGAGUCC
Molecule: messenger RNA, 1815 nt
Organism: Brachypodium distachyon (stiff brome)
Lineage: Eukaryota; Viridiplantae; Streptophyta; Magnoliopsida; Poales; Poaceae
Product: hexokinase-10
Exons: 9
Coding region: 124-1641 (505 amino acids)
Biological process (GO): glucose 6-phosphate metabolic process; glycolytic process; intracellular glucose homeostasis
Cellular component (GO): cytosol; mitochondrion
Molecular function (GO): D-glucose binding; mannokinase activity; fructokinase activity
Source: RefSeq, a predicted model, not a curated record